This is a messenger RNA of Syzygium oleosum, 3009 nucleotides long. Its product is annotated as oligopeptide transporter 6. NCBI's taxonomy places the organism in Eukaryota, Viridiplantae, Streptophyta, Magnoliopsida, Myrtales, Myrtaceae. Bases 560 to 2758 code for a protein of 732 amino acids. Gene Ontology annotation, biological process: transmembrane transport. The transcript is spliced from 6 exons. The record is from RefSeq and is a predicted model, not a curated record. Gene Ontology annotation, molecular function: oligopeptide transmembrane transporter activity.
GAGUGGUUUACCCAUUAAAAUCGGGAAGAGAGAGAGAGAGAGAGAGAGAGAGUUGAUGUUUGUUUUAGCAAUGCAAACAAUGUGGACGUCAAGGCGGUGGGUAUAGACACUCUGACCUUAUUGAAAAUGCAGUUCCGAGUGACAGGUGGGCGAUGGAGGUGCUAGCGAGAGGGGCAGUUUUCUUGUAUCUGUCUGCAAAGAAACGUCCUCCCACGCCCGGCACUCUACCUGCAAAGCUUUUCACACCGCGAUAUUCUUGCGCAAAAUUCGGUUGCCAAAAGUCUUAGCCCAACCGUACAUCUGAAUCUGCGGAAUCCUCAACAAAUUUGAACUUUUCCGUUCCGUCCUCUUUCAUCUGAUGGGAUUACGUUUUGCUUUCGCGCUCUUUGUACCCUUUAUCUGCUCCUACUCUGUUUCUGUUUGCCCUGCCUCUUGAGAUGCAUUCCGCAGACUGAUGCUCUCUGUGCACGUCUCUGUGUUUCUCCACUGAGAUAGGCUUCUCUCGGGGCACCCGGUGAAACAUCCCUCUGAAAGCGAGUCCCGUCUUUUCACCAUUGCCAUGGCUGAGACAUUUCAGGUUCAGGGCAAGGAAGAGGAGCUCGACGAGGAAUGCCCCGUCAAACAGGUGGAGCUGACCGUGCCCAAAACCGACGACCCGACUCAGCCCGUGCUCACGUUCAGAAUGUGGGUUCUGGGCGUCGGAGCCUGCGUCAUACUCUCUUUCGUUAACCAGUUCUUCUGGUACAGGCAGAACCCCUUGUCCAUUACGUCCAUCUCCGCGCAAAUAGCUGUGGUGCCCAUCGGCCAUCUGAUGGCGAGGACGAUAACGAAACGCAUCUUCUUCCAGGGGACGAAGUGGGAAUUCAGUUUGAACCCCGGGCCUUUCAAUAUGAAGGAGCACGUCUUGAUCACUAUUUUUGCAAAUUCUGGUGCAGGCACUGUGUAUGCCACGCAUAUCUUGAGUUCCGUCAAGCUUUAUUAUAAGAGAAAGCUCACCAUUCUUCCCGCCUUUUUGGUGAUGAUGACUACUCAGGUUCUGGGCUUUGGUUGGGCUGGUCUAUUCCGGGAAUAUCUUGUCGAGCCAGGGGAAAUGUGGUGGCCGUACAAUCUGGUCCAAGUAUCCCUAUUCAGGGCUCUACAUGAGAAGGAAAAAAGGCAGAAAGGCAGCUUCACCAGGGACCAAUUCUUCGUCAUUGCAUUGAUCACCAGCUUUGCUUACUAUGUCCUUCCUGGUUAUUUGUUUAUGAUGUUAACCUCAUUUUCUUGGGUAUGUUGGAUCGCUCCUAAUUCUGUUCUUGUUCAACAACUUGGCUCGGGCCAAAAGGGCCUUGGAAUUGGUUCUGUCGGGUUUGAUUGGGCUACCAUUUCAUCAUACCUUGGGAGUCCAUUAGCUAGUCCAUGGUUUGCGACUGCGAAUGUGGCAGUUGGUUUCUUCCUCGUAAUGUAUGUCAUGACGCCGCUUUCAUACUGGUUUGAUGUGUACAACGCCAAGACCUUCCCGAUAUUUUCCCAGUCUCUCUUCUUGUCAAAUGGUACAAAGUAUGACAUUGCCACGAUCGUGAAUUCCGAGUUCCAUCUUGAUAGAGCUGCAUAUGCCAGGAAUGGUCCAAUACAUCUCAGCACCUUCUUUGCAAUGACUUACGGCCUUGGUUUUGCCACACUUUCGGCUACUGUCGUCCAUAUUUUCCUCUUCAAUGGAAGUGACCUAUGGAAGCAAAGUAAAAAAGCCUUUGGAGGGAGUAAAAAAAUGGAUGUACACACGAGGCUCAUGAAGAGAUACCAAUCAGUACCCAUGUGGUGGUUUCUUGCUAUCCUGGUCAUUAACAUUGCCUGUAUAAUUUUUGCUUGUGAGCACUACAAAGAGACUCUUCAAUUGCCAUGGUGGGGCAUAUUACUGGCAUGUGGCAUUGCAAUCUUUUUCACCCUGCCGAUUGGUAUAAUUACUGCAACCACAAAUCAGACACCCGGUUUGAACAUCAUCACCGAAUAUGUCAUUGGUUAUAUGUACCCAGAGCGCCCUGUUGCAAACAUGUGCUUCAAGGUCUACGGAUAUAUAAGCAUGACUCAAGCUCUGACUUUUCUGCAAGACUUCAAGCUGGGCCAUUACAUGAAGAUUCCACCUAGGUCAAUGUUCAUGGCACAGGUCGUUGGAACAGUAAUAUCCGUAAUUGUGUACCUGUUAACAGCUUGGUGGCUCAUGGAGACUGUCCCAAACCUUUGUGACACAUCCUUGCUGCCGCCUGACAGUCCAUGGACUUGCCCACCUGAUGGCGUGUUCUUCGAUGCAUCUGUCAUUUGGGGUCUUGUCGGGCCCCGUAGAAUUUUUGGGGACCUUGGCGAGUACGGAAAUGUGAAUUGGUUCUUCCUGGGUGGGGCUGUCGCGCCUUUGCUAGUCUGGCUCGCACACAAGGCAUUCCCCAAUCAAAACUGGAUCCGCUUAAUCCACAUGCCCGUCCUCUUAGGUUCAACAGCAAUGAUGCCGCCUGCUUCUGCCAUUAAUUUCACCUCUUGGAUCGUGAUCGGCUUCCUCUCUGGAUUUGUCGUUUUCCGGUAUAGACCGGAAUCAUGGAAGCGCUACAAUUACGUGCUUUCUGGAGGUCUUGAUGCGGGAACCGCAUUCAUGACGUUGCUGCUGUUUCUCGCUCUGCAGUCAAAGGACAUCUCCGUUGACUGGUGGGGAAACAAUCCAGAAGGAUGUCCCUUGGCCACUUGUCCAACUGCAAAAGGAGUUGCCAUAAAGGGAUGCCCCGUCUUCUGAUCAAAGCCAUUGCUCUCGUGCUUUCUUGCUCGUGUUUCCUCAGACCUGUAUAAAGUUUCAUAAGUCUCUUACUAUUAUGCGUUUUCUAGAUUUAUAGGCAGAACAAUUUAGGUUGGGUUUUCAUUGUUGAAAAAGGUGCACUCUGUCUCCAUAGUCAUUUGAAUGUCUUCCUGUUUUCCUUUCUGAGCCAGUGCCGCAUUUGAAUUUCCUUAAAUGCAAGCGCAGAUGAGACGACUGAUAAUUCUCAACAA